AUGUCACCAGCUGCCAAAAAAGUCUUGACAUGUUCGCAUGUUUUCAAGCCAGCCAUCAACGGCAUCUCCAGCUACAAGCGACGGUCGGACCUCGUCUAUUGCGCCUUCGGUAACAACCAGAGAUUGCCACGUCUCCGGAGCCGGCUCUUGGCUCCGACUCUGAGCGGCUCCGGUUCCGAGCCGGGAGCCAGAGAUGGAGCCGGAAAUUUUGGGUGUGGCUCCGGCCCCCGAGCCCAAAGUCGGAGCCAGGCAUCUUAG
Molecule: messenger RNA, 258 nt
Organism: Bursaphelenchus xylophilus (pine wood nematode)
Lineage: Eukaryota; Metazoa; Nematoda; Chromadorea; Rhabditida; Aphelenchoididae
Source: the annotation of a GenBank genome assembly